Molecule: messenger RNA, 1707 nt
Organism: Lodderomyces beijingensis
Lineage: Eukaryota; Fungi; Ascomycota; Pichiomycetes; Serinales; Debaryomycetaceae
Source: the annotation of a GenBank genome assembly
AUGACGAUGCCGGAUUCUCCCAACAAUGACGGAUUUGAUAAUCUCUUGGACAUGAUUUUUUCCGCUGAUAUGGACUUUGAACAGGCCUUUUCCAUGUAUAACAAUUUACAGGAAAAGAAUGCCAUUGGCUCUUUUGAAGAAUUGGGCAAGGUCCAGCUACUCAACUCGCAGUAUACAAGCAAUCUACCCUCCUCGAUUGACGCUGGUUCCCAUCCGCAACAAGAUCAUCACCAGAAACACCAGCAACAGCCCGCCAGCAGCCGCCAGUAUAACCCCAUACACCAUGACGAAUUUGCCCACUCAAGACAGCAAAUACUCAAUGGCGGCAGUAUUGCCAACCAGCAGCAAGAACAAAAGGUCAAUUUCAAUCUUGAACAGAACCAGGACGUUAUGGACGAGGACAUUGACGACUACGACCAGUUUUUCACCCAUACAGAGUCAAACGCAUUUGAACGGUUUUUAGACAAUUUGGCCAACCCCAAUUCUUCGGGCGACCCAUUGCAAUUUUAUAACCACCAAAACUCGCCUUCCAACCCAAACAACAACAACAACAACAACAACAACAACAAGAAGAACAGCAAUAUAUCUAGAGAAUUAGAUCUAGACUUCAACUUUGAAAUGCACACCAUGAAGGUUCCUGCUCAUUUGAGAAACAAAAACAGCCCCAAUGGCGGAUUACUAUCCCCUAGACACAUGUUGAUUCAAGACCACCAACAGCAUCCACAAUUCAUCGAACAACAACAACAACGGGAACGCGAACGUGAACUUGAGCGCGAACACCAGUUUCGCUUACCAAUGUCACAGUUGCCCAUGGUUCCACCACCGGCACAAGCAAUACCGCCUCAAAAUAUGAUCCCUCGUUUAGAAAGUCAAUAUCAUCCUCACCAAAUACCUCCACAACAGCAGCAGCAGCUAGCAACAUCUAUAAAUACGCAAAAAUUGCAUCCACAAUCACUUCCGUCUCCGCCAACUGCCGGUGACUAUAGCCAUAACCACAUCAAUGUGACUUUAAAACGCGAAUUGACGGAAGCUUUUGCACCUUCGUCGUCAUUGGAUACCAAACCUAUUAAAACAACCAAUAUCAAAACCACAAACGCUUUUAAAAACUCAAACAUCAAGCUGGAUACCAGAGCUACAACAAGUAUGACUUCAGCCAAUUCUGCAAUUUCGUCAUCGUCAGCAUCUACAUCUGCAUCUGCUGGCUCGAAAACUCUCAUUACCCCUCCAACGUCGGGCGACGAAAGCAAGAAACGCCAAAGCGAUGAGGAAGAUGAAGAUGAAGAAAGCGAUGAAGAAAACUCUACUACUUUGGUCAAGACAGAAUCAACUUGCUCAAACUCUUCCACUUCUUCAACUUCUUCUACUUUAACGCCAGGUGCAGACGAACCCAUGAAAAAGAGAAGAAGAUCAUCCAACAAGCCAUUGCUUUCACUAGAACAAAAGAGACUCAAUCAUUCCUUUUCCGAACAGAAAAGACGCCAGUUGUGUAAAUUGGCUUACCAAAGAUGUCUAGAACAAAUCAUUGAUUUGGAAGCUUUUGCUAAACUUCCCGAAUUGAAUGAAGCCGAACGCAAGUCUAAAAGAGCCAGAAUUAAUAAGGAAGGUUUGCCAAAUUUAUCAAAACAUGGUGCCUUAAUGAGGAUAAGUAACGAGAUGGAAUUGAUCAUUGGAUUGAACAAUCGGUUAAAAAAUCUCCUCAACUUGUGA